Molecule: messenger RNA, 4941 nt
Organism: Penaeus indicus
Lineage: Eukaryota; Metazoa; Arthropoda; Malacostraca; Decapoda; Penaeidae
Product: tyrosine-protein kinase transmembrane receptor Ror2-like
Exons: 15
Coding region: 67-2784 (905 amino acids)
Biological process (GO): positive regulation of phosphatidylinositol 3-kinase/protein kinase B signal transduction; positive regulation of kinase activity; positive regulation of neuron projection development
Cellular component (GO): plasma membrane; signaling receptor complex
Molecular function (GO): Wnt-protein binding; transmembrane receptor protein tyrosine kinase activity; ATP binding
Source: RefSeq, a predicted model, not a curated record
UCCCGACUCUGGCUGGCGGCGGGUGUGCUCGUAUGUGCUCUCCUCGGGGCAUGGGUCUGGUGAGCCAUGGAUGGAUAUAAAAUUACCAGUAGCUGGGUGAUGGCCAGAAAAUCCUGGCUGUUGAUAGUGUUGUGGAUGGCUGUUUCUCCUUCAUCAGCAGACACAGGAUUCUUGGAGUCUAUAGAGGUCCAGCCAGACCCCACAGAGUCUCCCUCCACAGGUCCGGAGCUGAUCGUGACGCCGUCCAACGUGACGGUCGAAGUGGGCAACGCCGUCUUGCUGCCCUGCCAAGCGACGGGCGUGCCGCACCCCAAGAUUGUGUGGCACUCCCAAAAGACGGGCAAGAUCAACAAUGACCCUGCUCGACUGGGCGUGCGGGUGGACGACAAGGGCGUGAGGUGGGACGCCGUGGGCAAGGAGGCCGAGGACUGGUACCGCUGCACCGCCAGGAGUUCGGCCGGCACCAGGCACUCGCCGUGGAUCUACCUCAAGGUCGAAGCGGAGAGCCACAUCUCGGAAUACCCUGGCGGCUACAGCAUCAACUACGGGACGACGUUGCUGAUGCAGUGCGUGGCCAUGGGAGACCCUGUGCCCGAGGUCGAGUGGUUCAGGGACGGACAGCCGCUGCCUAUGUACGAGUGGGAAAACGAGGUGUUGCACGGGAUCGAGUUCAUACCGUUCAAGUCGUACGCUCGCUCCAAGCUGACGGUGAACGCGACGUCGACCGCCAACUACACGUGCCUGGCGAAGAACGCGGUGCAGGGGCGCCUCACUCAGGACGCGCGCACCUUCACCGUCUCCGUCGUCCACCCCGUCAGCCCGGUGCGGCGACCCCUCGGCUACUGCGCCCCCUACAACGGGCGUGUGUGCCAGCAUCACCUGGGCGGCACGGGGCUCGUGUGGUACAACAUCACCUCGAUCGACAGGGGCGGCUGGCUCAACGAACACAUCACCCGCGAGCUGUGGGCGGAGAUGAUCGACAACUUCCGGGAGCCCUGUCGGACCGCCGCCGAGAGGUUGCUGUGUAGAUUCGCCUUUCCCGAGUGCCACCUAGAAGACGGCUACCAGGUGGGCCUCCCCCUCUGCCACGAGGACUGCGUGGCCGUGCGGAGCCUCUUCUGCGUCAACGAGUGGCUCCUCAUCGAACAGAACAAACAGGAGAACCGCAUCUUGAAGAACAGGAACCACUUCCGGCUUCCGGACUGUGACCAGCUGGAGAGCCACGGCAAUGGAUCGAAGAGGGUCUGCUCGCACAUCGGCCUCACUGAGAUCGACCCCGACCAGGUCACAUACAACUGCCGGAAGGGUCGCGGGCGCUGGUACUUCGGCAAACAGAAUACAACCAUGAACGGGAUUGCCUGCCAGCGGUGGGACUCGCAGGAACCGCACAAGCACCAUCGGCCGCCCGCUGUGUUCCCCGAGAUACAGGACGCCGAGAACUACUGCAGGAAUGCCGGGGGAGAAGAACCCUACCCUUGGUGUUAUACGAUGGACCCACUCAUCCGUUGGCAACAUUGCAGCAUUCCUCUCUGUGCAUCAGACAAUGCUGUGCUGGAGGGCGUUCAGGGACUGGAGGAGGAAGACACAGACAUUGUUAUCAGUCCUUGGAUGAUGAUGAUAUCAGGAGGAGCGGGUCUAGGCGUCCUGCUGCUCCUCGCGCUCAGUGCUCUGCUUAUACACAAACUGGUUCAUGCUAAACGGGGCUAUUCGGCACCUACUACUCAGGAGGCAGACAUUGAUUUAACAAAAUUACCAAGUAACUCUGCCUACCAUCAAACUUGUGCUCAGCUGAACCCCAAACUAGAGAAGCUUCAGUACGACAGGAAUAGCAUCAUAUACAUACGUGAUCUUGGGCAAGGAGCCUUUGGCCGUGUUUUCCAGGGCAAGGCACCCGGUCUGGUCACUGGUGAGGAGCUUACCAUGGUGGCUGUUAAAGUCCUGAAGGAAGAGGCAUCAGAGGACAUGCUUGGGGACUUUGAGAGAGAAGCUUGCAUUCUGGCAGAGUUUGACCAUCCAAAUAUAGUGAGGUUACUUGGGGUGUGUGCUGUUGGAAGACCUAUGUGUCUCCUGUUUGAGUACAUGGGACGUGGAGACCUUAAUGAGUUCCUCAGGUCAUGUUCUCCGACUAACUACAUUGUAAGGUCUUCAAAUGGGGAUACUUUUAGUGAUACAAAACUUAGCUACAAGGAUAUGUUGUGGAUUGCUACCCAGAUUGCUGCAGGUAUGGUUUACUUGUCAGACCGGAAGUUUGUGCACCGAGAUCUUGCAACAAGAAAUUGCCUUAUUGGUGAAGACAUGACAGUUAAGAUAGCAGAUUUUGGUCUGUCUCAAAAGAUUUACAUUGCAGAUUACUAUAGGGGAGAUGACAGUGAUGCCAUCCCCAUUCGCUGGAUGCCACUAGAGAGCAUUUUAUAUAAUAAAUACACUGUAGAGAGUGAUGUCUGGGCCUUUGGGGUAUGUUUAUGGGAAAUAUUUUCUUUUGCACUGCAACCAUACUAUGGAAUGACACAUGAAGAGGUUGUUUGUUUCCUGAAGGAGGGAGGAAUUCUCUCAUGUCCCGACCACUGCCCUCCCGAGGCUUACUCCUUGUUAACCUGGUGUUGGCAGCGGCGGCCACAUGACAGACCAACCUUCCCCAUCAUUCAUCAGAAAAUGAAAGACCUGAUGGCAGGUCGUCCACUGAAUGUACCCAUCCCUCCCCCAAGUUCAUCUAUGUCAGGCUCAGCCCCCGCCACCCCACGACCAUGCUCAUGUGCCCCAGAGCAAGGGGUUCAGUCUUCAUAAGUACUUUAUUCAAGACCAACUUGUAGUCAUGAACCACACAUCAGUGAUUUUUUUUUUUUUUUUUUUUUUUUUUUUUUUUUUUUUAAUCUAUUGAAAAUAGCUGCUGCUGUUUGACUAAAAUUGCACUGUAAAUACAAAAUUAUUUAAGAAAACAACUAUAUGUGAUUGGGAUUGAUUAGGUCUUGGCAUGAUUUAAAUAAAAGGUAAUAAUAAGUGGAGAAAUAAUAAUAUGGUAUAUGAAAUAUUUUAAAGGAAAAUGAUGAAAGCCAUUCUUCUUGGUCAAGGUUUAUUUCCCAGUUAUAAAUAGUUGUGCAAAGGGAACAAGAGGGCCAUAUCUGUGACACAAUACAUGUCACAGUUAUGAAUACUUUGCAAAAAUUAAAUGUGUAAUUUCUGUUUGACAUAAUUCUCAAAUCAGCAGAAUUUAAUUCACUGAAGGUGUGUUUGCACAAUAUUCUUACAUGAAUCAUAAUUAUCAUUGUAAAUAGUAAUUUUAAGUAACAAUGACAGCAAUUUAGCUGUGACUUUACAAAAGCACAAAUGAAACAUGAUUAAAAUAAAUUCUGAUGCAACAGGACCAAAAGAAUAUGAAAAAAACUUUUAUCUUGAAAAUGAUCCUGGUCUUCAAGCAUAACUUGAAGUAAUGUCUUUGGGGAUAGUAGUGAUUUUUUUUUUUUUUUUCGGUUAUUUACAUUGCUGAGAGACUGAAUUUUCCAGUAUAGAUCCAUGAUGUCAGUAAUAUUACAAAGAUCUUUUAGCAAAUUUUGAUGUUCAUACACAUAAUCCAAUCACAGUAAUAUAAUCAGAAAAAAUAGCCUGAAGGCUUCACAGAUGUAGAAACUAAGGUUUUUAUGUAGUAAAACCUGGAAAAUAACUAUUUUUUCUGCAUUUAAUCCAAAUUUAUGAAAAGCUUCAGGAGCAUUCUAGUGGGAGCCAGAACUAGCAUAUAAGAAGGAAGCUAAAUUUUAUUAUGGUUGCUAUAGUCUUUUUGUUGCAAGGUUUGCAGGUGCACAAAUGAAUAGAGUGUGAUAGCAAAGUAAAGAAAGCAAUCUAAACAGAUGGAUAUGAUUGGAAAAAGUUAUUUUAAUUGUAUAGACAGACAAAUUGAAAAUCUCAUGUACAGCUUAAUCUUAAGGAAUUAGCUUUCAGAUUAGCAUUUUAUAUGGCAGCAAUAUAACCACAGGUUGGCUUGUGGUGAAGGGACUUUUGCACAUGCUUGUUUAUGAUUUAUCACAUUGUAUUGGUAAUCUCAUUCAUCAAAAGAAAAAAAAAUGGAGAUUAUUAUAUUUUCAGCAGCCGGGAGCUCAUGUACAUCUUUUGAUUCACGCUUACGUUGAGUUGUGCUUAUCAGAGCUUUUUAGCAAUCAUGAAAAUCUUGUCAUUGCUAUCUCAUUUUGCAAUAUUACAAGUGUUCUUUAUGAUUAGGAUGUAAGGAACCUAAUGACAGUUUUAAAGUAGUAGAAAAAAUGUGUGAAUUUGUAUAUUCUUUUACGACUGAGGAUUCACAUCUCAGUCUGUGAAUUCUCUCUCUUUAAACUGUGAUUUCUGGGUAAAUGUGUUGAGAGUGAUGGGUGAGAAGGAGAGGAAUUGAUCCACUGCCCUAAAUACAUGCUUGAGUCAAACCAUCACUUAUUUUUUUGUCAUUCCAGAUAAGUACAUUAGUUUUCAUGGCUCAUUUAUAUUUAUAUUGUAAAGACCUUUUUUCUCAGGCAUAUAUUUAGAAGGCAAUUCAUGGCUCUAAUAGUAUAGUGCUAUGGAGGUAUUUCAUCAGUAUUAUGGGUGGAAGUGGCAGUUACAUGCUGUACUUUUCCACACGUAUUCAAGAAUCCCAAUUCCAUUUUUUUCUGAGUGAAUCUCCACUUCAGGGUCAUAUUUCAUUAAAUGUUAUUAUUUAUUUUGUUACUGAUUUUAUUAAUCAGGUCUGUCAAGUAUUAGAUAGACCACCUCUACUUGCUGUCAUUCCUUCAUAUAUAUACAACACUUAAAUGUUUACACAAUUUUGUAAAAUGUAAAAAUAAAACCAUUUUUAUAUAUAUAUAUAUGUGAAAGUAUGGAUCUUGUGAGAGAUAAUGUGCUGUACUCAUCAAAACUAGCCGUAGUUUUUUGGUUUGAUUGAGAUAUUAGUAUACUAGUCAUAUGAGUGCUUAUAGCCAGUUC